Molecule: messenger RNA, 1030 nt
Organism: Amphimedon queenslandica
Lineage: Eukaryota; Metazoa; Porifera; Demospongiae; Haplosclerida; Niphatidae
Product: voltage-dependent L-type calcium channel subunit beta-1-like
Exons: 6
Coding region: 44-916 (290 amino acids)
Biological process (GO): calcium ion transmembrane transport
Cellular component (GO): voltage-gated calcium channel complex
Molecular function (GO): protein binding; voltage-gated calcium channel activity
Source: RefSeq, a predicted model, not a curated record
UUGAAGCAACGCCCACACAAUAGGUGUGGUAUAAAUAACAAAAAUGGCUCUAGAAGAAAUCAGGUCUCAGUUAAAAGAGACGGAAGCUGUCGAGGCGUUAGUUGCUGCUUAUAGUCUAGAGGUACAACACAGUUUAAAGGCAAAUGUAGAUUUUGGUGGAAUAGAGGAAGACAUUGCAAUACAAUGUCCUGCUCCUGGUUUUGUCCUCAGUUUCAGUAAAGGAGACUACCUACACAUCAAACAAGACUAUACUGAGGACUGGCUCAUCGGACGUGUAGUCGGCUCAGAUACUGGACUAGGAUUCCUCCCAAGUGAGAAGCUAUUGCAGAAGGUGACCGAUGAUAAAAGAGGUGUUGCUGAGCCUGGAGAUGUUCUGUAUCAAGUUAUAGUCUAUCAGAAAGCUCCAAUAGUACGUCCCAUUGUACUGAUGGGCCCUUCACUGAAAGGAUGUAAUUUGACUGACUCCCUACAGAAUGCUUUGCUGGGAGUACUGACAAGAAAGUUCUCCGAUAGGUUAGUAAUCGUGAAGUCGAAGGCAUCAGUGUCAUCUCUUAGUCCUAGACAAGCAUAUGAACUUAAGUCUCAAGUCUAUGAAGCUGGUAAAAGCAAUCACAUUGUCUACCUUGAUUGUGACGCUAGCUGUCCUUCAGAGAUCAGUAACCUUGAACUACACCCACUCAUUGUCUACAUACAAGUCAGUCGUAUUGAAGUCCUUAAUAAACUCCUUCGCUCCACUUGCCAAGACAAAUCAAAACGGAGCGAGUUAUUGGCAGCUGCUAAUUACUUGUAUGAUCUUCCAAGAGGCAACUUUUCACUUAUACUGACCGAUAGCUUUCUUGAUGUUGCUAGUCGGAAACUGGAACUGUUUCUGGAGAGCUACUGGAUUUCGACACACCCUCCAAUCCCACCCACAUAAAACAGGCCAUGUCUCUCUUUAAAUUUUUAUAUCACAAAUAAUAAUGUAUGAUAUUAGUCUAUAAUUAUGUUUCUGUUCUUGUGUUGUUGUUAAAUUAUAUUCACAUUUUUCGCA